GUGUACUCAGGAGUGUUCACACAGAUCUUUAAAGAGGAGAGAGGACUGUACCAGGACAAGGUGUUCUGCUUCGUCCAUCUGAGUGUUCAGGAGUUUCUGGCUGCUCUUCAUGUCCAUCUGACCUUCAUCAACUCUGGAGUCAAUCUGAUGGCAGAACAACAAACAACAUCCCAGAAGUCUGAAACAAGACAAGACAAAUCUGAACUAACACAUCUCCACCAGAGUGCUGUGGACAAGGCCUUGCAGAGUCCAAAUGGACACCUGGACUUGUUCCUCCGCUUCCUCCUGGGUCUUUCACUGCAGACCAAUCAGAAACACCUACGAGGUCUGCUGACACAGACAGGAAGUAGCUCACAGACCAAUCAGGAAACAGUCCAGUACAUCAAGAAGAAGAUCAACGAGGAUCUGUCUGCAGAGAGAAACAUCAAUCUGUUCCACUGUCUGAAUGAACUGAAUGAUCGUUCUCUAGUGGAGGAGAUCCAACAGUCCCUGAGUUCAGGACGUCUCUCCACAGAUAAUCUGUCUCCUGCUCAGUGGUCAGCUCUGGUCUUCAUCUUACUGUCAUCAGAAGAAGAUCUGGAUGUGUUUGACCUGAAGAAAUACUCUGUUUCAGAGGAGGCUCUUCUGAGGCUGCUGCCAGUGGUCAAAGCCUCCAACAAAGCUCUACUGAGUGGCUGUAACCUGUCAAAGAGAAGCUGUGAAGCUCUGUCCUCAGUUCUCAGCUCCCGGUCCUCCAGUCUGAGACACCUGGACCUGAGUAACAACGACCUGAAGGAUUCAGGAGUGAACCUUCUGUCUGAUGGACUGAAGAGUUCACACUGUACACUGGGAACUCUCAGUCUGUCAGGCUGUCUGAUCACAGAGGAAGGCUGUGUUUCUCUGGCCUCAGCUCUGAGCUCCAACCCCUCCCAUCUGAGAGAGCUGGACCUGAGCUACAAUCAUCCAGGGGACUCAGGGGUGAAGCUGCUGUCGGCUGGAGUGAAGGAUCCACGCUGGAGACUGGACACUCUCAGGGUGGAGCCUGGUGGAGUCCGAUGGUUGAGACCAGGUCUGAGGAAGUAUUACUGUGAACUCACAAUCGACACAAACACAGUGAACGGACACCUCAAGCUGUCUGACAACAACAGGAAGGUGACACAUGUUAUGGAGGAGGAUCAGUCAUAUCCUGAUCAUCCAGACAGAUUUGACAUCUUGACUCAGCUGCUGUGUAGAACUGGUCUGACUGGUCGUUGUUACUGGGAGGUCAAGUGGAGAGGAGGGGUUUAUAUAUCAGUGAGUUACAGAGGAAUUAGGAGGAGAGGAAACAGAGAGGACUGUGUGUUUGGAAGGAAUGAUCAGUCCUGGAGUCUGAUCUGCUUUAAUGGUUAUCGUUACUCUGUCUGGCACAAUAACAGAACGACAUCCAUCUCCAUCUCCUCCUCCUCCUCCUCCUCCUCCUCCUCCUCCUCUGGUAGAGUAGCAGUGUAUGUGGACUGUCCUGCUGGCACUCUGUCCUUCUUCAGAGUCUCCUCUGACACACUGAUCCACCUCCACACCUUCAACACCACAUUCACUGAACCUCUUUAUCCUGGGUUUUUGCUCUGGUCACGUGAUUCCUCAGUGUCUCUGUGUUCUCUGUAGGAGGGAGAGUCUCCUCCUGUUAGAGAAACUUUCUCACUGCUGAACAGAUAGUUCAGUCUGUACAGGAUCACACACAGCUGAUGGUAGUUCACAGAAUGUGUGUAGGAUGCAGUAUUGAGUUUUUAUGUGAUGCAUAAUUACAGUGCAGUAGACGACUCUAUCUUUUGAUGCUGUUUUGCAGUAUUUUCUAUUUUGUUAUCGUUGUUGGCUAAUCUAAGUAACCUGCUUUAGUCUCUUUCAGCAUUCAACGUGAAUAAGGAUCUGUUUAAUUGAAGAAAAGCCUCUAAUAAAGUUCUGCUAAUUCAGUAAUAAACAUAUUUUAACUCCUUUAGAGUCUUAAAAAUAAAAGCCCACAUUAUUUUGUUGUGUAAAAACUUUUAUUGUGAAGCAGCAAAAUAAGGAAAUGUUGGGUUUUUGAGCACCAGCUUCACACAACUUCAAAUACGGCUGAUAGUGAACAUGAAACAGUAAAAUAAAACAGAUAUGUAAAGUAAAAACAGGAUGCAGGAGAGAAACUAAACCCCAAACCACAGUUAGAAGCUAUAAAAGUACUGGGAGCUGAACACAGAGAUUUUUAAAGACACCUGUCUGUCUGGUCUCCAGCAGACAGAGAUGAGGAGAGUCUCACAACACACACGGCUUGUUUGAGGGGUCAUCAGGUGUUGGCUGCGGUCGGCGAGAGGCCACCGCUACCCACUUGAGUGAGGGCAGCCCGGCUUUUGGACCUACUCCGGAGAAGGAGUACUAAUAUCAGUUUAUACAUUUCGAAAGCAGCAACAGGAAAUGGGAUCAUAUUUACUGUACACUGGUUGGCUGCAGUGGACAAACGGAAAACUGUGCAGAGGACUCAUCCAGGUCACUGUAGUCUUGGAGCUGUAAAAGGAUUACUUUCACCACAAAAUGACAAUGUGUUUAUUAAUUACUCACCCCAGGUUACCUUGAGUUUGUGAAGACAGUUUUCCCCGCAUGCCUCCAGUGUUGCUUGCCCAGGUGCAUACUGGACUAUUUACGCAGAAAUGUUUUAAAUGGUAAUGUUUUAAUGAAAAUGCAUGUGUUUGGGAAAUACUGAGCAUAUGGCCAGAUGAAUGAGACUUGGAUUAUAUUACAGGAGUUGUGUGAGAGUUUGUAAAAUGGAUGUUUUGAGACAGUCACACCAGGCCAAAAGUGGAGGAAGAGGCCAUGGCACAGGAGCCUGAGUAUUCAGCAUUUCGGAAAGUGCUGGAUUCAAGGAUGGAAUGAAAACUAGGCCUAAAGCUAAUAUGUGGCUGCUGCGGUCCAGCAUAAAAGAAUGACAUGGAAAAAUUUAAUCCAGUACAAUAAAAAAGGUGUUUCUAAGUAUUUGUAGUAUUUGUACUCUGGAUGCCAUUCUGUAUUGGUUCUUGUGGUACAUGUCAACAUCAAUUGAUGGGCACAGAAAGGCCUGUACACAAGAAUAACAUUAUGACAGCAUUUUAACAGGGCGUCUCAAAAAUUGUAAAAAGAGCAGACUGCAGCAGGGUUUGUUUUCUCUAGUAAAAUCUGAGAAAAGAAUUCAA
Epinephelus lanceolatus (giant grouper) is the source of this 3155-nucleotide messenger RNA. NCBI's taxonomy places the organism in Eukaryota, Metazoa, Chordata, Actinopteri, Perciformes, Serranidae. The record is from RefSeq and is a predicted model, not a curated record.